UCUAAAUAGGACGUCAGAAUGAAAAACAUCCCCAUUUUAUAAUGAACAAAAUCACAAUUUCACACAACCAUCCUGCCGAACGGCAAACAAUACCAUCCAACGGCACAGCAAGCGUAAGCAACACACCACCCAAGCGUUUAUCAACCAACUGAGACUGUUUGUCAUGUUAGCACUGCUAUUUAAAGAUUUUCUGCGGGCCAAACGAAACGGGCAAACCCCCCGUCCGUACCACAGCAACGCGCUUAAACUGAUAUUCACGGCAAAUUCCAAAUAUAUACAGCAAAAAAAAAAGGCUUCUUGGUUGUGAGUGAAAAUAGCUUCGCCUUGAGUGUUUCCCAGACGAACGAGUUGAGUGGAAGAAGGCAGGUAAGACACGAAGCCGUAUCCAUGAAACGAACGCAUCCACGAACGGCAACGGCCGAUGUUCUGACACGAUAUCUACGUUUAGCAGCAAUACGCUAUCAUCAUUCAGUUGAGAUUUGGGUUCCCGCAUUGACGAACGGAAAACAACUUUCAAUGAUGAACUAUGCAGCUAGAACUAUGUAUGCUAAACAAAUAUAAUUAGAUAGCACGAAGACACCAAGUUUAAUUGAUUAUAUAUUACAUUAUUCUGAGUCAAAUAUAUAACAAAAAUAAUAACAAAAUGACUGAUGCACAAUAUGAGGCCAAAUUUCAAGAAAUGCAAAAAUAUCUACCCUUCAUACAGAAGGUCAUUGAAAAGCUUAAAGUUAACAAUGAUCAACGUAAGGAUAAUCCGCGCAAAGCGCAAUUGGAGAAAAUGGAAAUGCUACACGGACUACUUACAAAUAAGGCCAAAAAGCUUAAAAUGGAAACUCUAUUAAAGUGUGAAGGUGUUUUAAUCAAAUUACAUACUAAAAUUGAAAAGCAGUCAUCAAUUUUUCAGGGUGAAGAUAUUGCAAAUCCAAAUAAAGUUGCUAGCAAACCUUCCACAUCUACGUCAUCUUCGUCAUUAUCUUCAAAUACAUCCAAGAAAAAUGAAAAAGUAAUCUCCUCCGCACCGGCAAGUCCAUCACCAGAUCGUUUGACAGGAGAUAAUCAAGAUAUCGAACCAGUAGUUAUACCAACUGAGAGGCGUUCCUCACAAGAUUCACUCGAAAAGGUCAAGCCAGCAUUAAAGAGCUCUGAAGAAAAAUCUAAAGAACACAAGUCUCGGGCGAAUGAUUCCAAGAUUAAGCCACAUCACCCUGCUGCAGUGAAGCAACAACCGAGGCCUUUACAAAAACAACCCAUUUCAAGGGAUUCGCCAAAAUGUGUUGAACAACAACAACAACAGAGAAAACUGCAACCUGAGAAAAAAGAUGUUGGUCAAAAUAAAAGUGUUGAAGUUCGGAAUAAUGAUGCAAAAGUAAAAUCCAAUAACAGUGCCGAUGCCACAACUCCUAGCUUAAACCGACUUCAUUCAGUUCAGAGUACUACUCAUGGUCGAAAUUCUCCACAAAUUUCAGAACAUCGUUUAAAUAGGGACUCACACAAUCAUUCCACUAUGAAACAUCAACAACAACAGCAAAAUCCACCAAAAAUACCCAAUACACCCUUACCUUCUGUUUCACAAACCGUAAAGGUGGUCAUCACCGAACCAUUACCUGCCAGCAUAGCUCAGAGACAUUUCCCCCCUUAUCAUCAACAUCGUUAUCAACAGCAGCCGCCACAACAUCACUCACCUCCAGUUAGAAAUUUUAACAACAUUGAAAUAAAGUUAUCAGACGAAAAGUCUGACGAAGCCUACAAUCCUGACGAGUCUUGGGAAAAAUUCAACGAGGAACAAAGAAACAAAUCUUUGAAAAAUGUAUUCAAACGUUUGGGAGAUAAAAUACCGGACGAUAACUUGCCAAGCAGUAGUAGUAGUAGUACUGCAAGAACAACACUUCCAAAGUCAUCUCCAAUAUCUAUUCCGAUAAAACAAAGUGCUUCCAUACCGGAGGUCUUAAAGAGUCCACCCCUUUCAGCCUAUGACAUAAACAAUCUGUUCAAAGAAUCUGGAGGUGAUGCAGCUGACAUAUCUGAAAUUGGUUCAAGAAGACCCAAGAAAAUGGAGAGUGAAGAGACAUUGCCAAUGAAAAAUUCUUUGGAUUUUGUGCGUCAAAAAUUGGCACAGAUUGCCAAAAUUGGUUCGCCUCAAAACCGGGAAUGUAAUUCACCAUCCACGGAGUCAAAGAGUAACAAUCUUCCAAACACAAAUCAUCCAGUCACUUCCGGUCUAACGCAAGAGCGGCUCGCAUUAAAGUAUAAUCCGCAUCCCAGACAGGAACGUUUGCAAUCUCUGUCCUCGAACGAGGGAAGUGAAUGCAGUCAAAUGUCAGCCACAAAAAUUGGUAGCAAUAGCAACGAUCCUCGUAUAAAGUUGAAAAUGCAAGUAUCGCCAUCUUCUUCUACAGUGAUGCCACCAAGUGGUGUGAACGUUCUGCCUGCAAUAAAUUCUAAUGAUCCACGACUAAAACGGCAGUCUUCGGUAAAUACAGUUCCCAUACCUAGCCUUGUGUCGAGUUCGUAUGGGCCCAGAAAUGACCCCCGAAUUGCAAGGCAAUUUUCUUCCCAAUCCAAUGAAUUUCACACAAAGAGAUUAAAUGUAUCACAACCUCAUGUUGCACCUGAAGAAAAUCGGGAUUCGGAGCCAGAAGAUGCAUACAAAAACGAUGCCAGGCAUUCUAUAGGAAGUGGAAUGGCAUUUGCGGGACCAUUCUCUACCAGUGAAGCUGUGAUUAAUAAGGACCCAAGAAACAGCUGGGAUAUGCAACAAAGACCAAAUGCUGCACCACCUAUGCGUAGGAAAAGUUUGGGAUAUCGAGAGCCUGGAAUUGAUCAAAUUUACAAUGCAAAUGUGGGGCAUAAUCGCGAUAUGGAUAGAAAUAGGAUUUCCAAUAGUGGCGAUUUAUCCCGAAAUUGCAAUUCAGCAUUUACGCCAUAUCCCUACGGUGGAGUAUCAAAGUCAUAUACAAUGGAUUCUUCACCUCCGCCCUUGGUGCCAUUUUCACAUUCCUCGUUGAGUGGUAGUCGUUUUACCCCCUCGAUAAACGAUAGCAAAGAAAGAAUGCGUUAUUUUGAAUCUAAAAAAUCAAAACAUCAUGUACCACGGACAUAUAGGGAAUUUAAAGAGGCCAAAGAAAGGGCCCAUGCAUUAGAAGCAGCGGCCAAAGAAAGAGCAAAAGCUUUGGAAGCUGCAGAUGCUGCUAAAAAAACAUCCGAGGAAUCUCAAUCUUCGACGAACGUUAAGAAAUCAGAUGAACCGACAGAAAGUGCACAGAACAAAAUAUCAGAUGAAAACUCUAGAAGAGAUGAAGAGAAAAAUAAAAAUAAGACUGUCGGUGACAAAAACAGUAAAACCGCAUCUGAAAAGAGCUCAUCUCUUAAAUCCCACGAUUCUAUACCAACAGCGCCAGCCGUCAAAGCAGGAGAAUCUACAUUAGACAAAAUGUAUAGAACACAAAAUUUUAAUGCUUCUCAAUUUCCCAAAGCUACUUUGAGUUUUAAAAUACCCAAAAAGAAGACUGCAGAGGAGCUGAUGAAGGAAAAAGAAAAGUCACAACCAUGCAAGGACAACAAUGCUCCAGUUGAUAAGAAUCAAAAUACGAAAGAUAAUAAGUCAUUCAAAAACUCUGCUGGUCAGAAAUCUAAAAACAAAUUCAAUAAAUCAAUUGAAAAUGAGGAUCUGGUUCCUAAUGCUCCCAAAGAACAUGAUGAAGAAAAUUGGGACGAUGAAAUGGGACAAGAACAUAUCCCCAAUGAAAAUUCAAAGGAAAAGAAAAACGCAACCAAUGACGAGAAACCAGCCAAUUCUCGAGAUCCUCGUUGCAAUGCUCAGAAGAAGAAGAAAGAAACUGAUAAAGACCAAGUGAUUGAAGAUAAGAACAAAAACGUAACAAAUGAGAAAAAUAAAACGAAUGAACCAAAGGACACUGAAAAUGAAAACAACAGCAUUGCAAAAAAACCUAGCGAUAAACAUACCAAUUCAAGAGAUCCUCGUUGCAGACCCAGAGAUAUAAAAUCAACUGACAACGAGGAAAGCAGAGAAGAACAACAAAACAAAGAAAAAAGUACGGAGAAAGAAGCCGAUAAAAAUACCGGUGAGGCUGGAAAACAAUUGUCCAAUACUCAAAAGUUUUUAGAGCAAACCUCAACACUAUCAUUAUUCUCCAUAAAUGAACUGAUGCCUAAACGUAUUAUGCAACGACGCUGUACCAUGGUUUCCAUCGGAAGUGCUCCACUUGUUGACAAAGAUAGUCUACUCAAGGCCAAUGCCCUUAUGUUGGAAGAUGUGGAGCAAAGGGAAAAAUUGAAACGCCAAAAAGAAGAGGAUGAAAAACAAAUCCAGAGACGUAACAAGAAUUUGGCCGAAAUGUUUCGAAAAACUGAUGACAAUUGUACGGUGUCUACACAAAACAUUAUCACUGGCAAACGAAGGACCCGAGCCACCAUUAAUUUCAAUGAAACUGAAAAUGCUAGGAAAGUUUUUAAACAUUUGCAAAAGAAGGACGAAAGUAACACCCCGCCAUCAUCUGUUGCAAAAACAUCAAAAUCGAGAGCAAAGGCCAAAACUGUCGACGAUGCAGAGACGACAAUGGAUACUAGCAAGGACGGUGUUUUAGAUGAAAUAGAUUCAAAUGAAGAAACGCAAGAAGAAAACAAAGCUGCAGAAAAGCAAACGGCAGAAAAUAAGGAAGAAAUUGCUAAAUCAAAACUAUCUCUAACAAAAGCUAAGAAACCCGUAGUGAGGUUAUCAUCUGCCGGCAAUAAAAAGUGUCCACAAGUUUCCGAAACCAGCUCCGCAAAAUCCCCACUUGAAGAUGAAUUGCCUACAACUUCCAAGAAUGCCACCACAACAACAUCAACUUCUGCUAAUGACAGCAAAAUACCAUCAUCCAAAGACGAGGAAGAUCAUCAGAUUUGUACGGUAUCCAGCACUUCUGCUGAAUUGCCAAAUGAGGAACAAGUUACCAAUUCAUAUUCCGCUGGUAGUUUGAAACAAGAAGAAGCCGAUGACAAUGAACCCAGCAGCAGUGGCAGUAAGUCAAACCCACAAACACCCACACCACAAGAAGAUGAAACAAGUCGCCAAGCCUUUUUAGAUGAAUUCGUGCAAGAAAUUAUAAAACCCAAUGCGGAUAAAACGCACAUUCUUAGUUUGCUGGAACAAAUUCUAAGUGAGGAUAAGCUACAGAUCAUAAAAUCAGCCAUCGAGUCUACAGCAAAAACCAGAACGGAGGAAGAAGAAUCAUCUAUCAAAGAAGACGUUGAUGAACCCAAAAAGCGUAACAUAACAAAAAAUAAGAAUCAAAGGACUGUUAAGAAAGCCAAUAAACCACUUAAAAAUACAGUUGAAACAGAUGAUGAUGAGGAGGAGGAGGAGGAGGAGGAGGGGGAGGGGGAAGACCAUGACAAAGGUCAUGAAGAGGAUUCUCCAAAAUCAUCCAAAUCCGGUAGAAACACACCCAGCAUUAAGAAAAAACGCAAUGAAUUGGAGCGACUAAAUGAUGAUAUACGUGAUAUGUUUAUUUGUGAGGGUGUCCUAACUGCAACCGGCAAACGUAUGUGCACUCUAAUGAAUAAUCAAAACAAUGAAAAGGCAGAGACAACCAAUAAACGUUUUGUCCAACCAGCAACUCCGUCAGAUGCAAAUGAAAACAAUAACAAACGAAGAUCUGGGCGACUAAAGCCACCAGCCACAGCUGUUGAAGUUGCACCAAAACAAAGGCAACCUCUGAGAAGAUCUCUCAGAGGCAACACCAAAACUGCAGAGCAAAAUGAAGACGAUGAUACUGAAACCAUAAAUUCCAACGAUACUUCAGAUGAAACGGAAAGCAUGGCAGAUGAAACGGCCAAUCCCGAAACAACACCAACAAGAAGGAAAAUGCCUGUACUUAAACCCAACACUCCGAUAAAGUUGCCCGAAGAGGUUGAGGUAGAAAAAUUAAAACAAGAUAAUAAUGGCAACAAACGAAAAGCCGCUAACAAACCCUGUCCGAAGAGCAAGAAACUCAAGUCCAAAAAUAACGAGCCCGUUAAAUCUGAAGAUAUUGAGGCCUCCGGCAGUGAGGAUGAAAAUGAAGAUGAUGAGGCCAAUAGCUCUGCUACUGCAGCAGCCUUAGAUGUUAUUAGAAACACUAACGUCCAUUGGCACAACCAAUCCAAGUACACCAAUUGGUGUAUGCUUUGCGACAAGAGAAUAUUGGCCAAAGGCAGCUCUUUCCACUACAAAUUAACUCACGGAGAGUGUUAUAUCUCUCGCUUUGCGCCGGUUCUAGCAGAAAAAUACAAACAAGGCAACUUAUGUCGACCCAUGUUUGGUGUUGAUCGUGGAUGCAAAGCACCCUCGUGGUUCCAUAGGUGCCCAUUUUGUUUGCUUUACUUCAAUACUACGAUUGCACUGUGGUUAGAACAUUUCCAAAAUCAUACCGCAGAAUUCCGCUACGAAUGCUCCAAAUGUCAUUGGGGUAAUAAUCGGCCACCAAGUAUUAAACGACAUAUUGCUGGAAAGUGUAAGGCAGCCACUGUGGUUCAUUCGGUGGUUAAACUUGAAGUUCCAACUGUGAUAAAGGCUUAUGUUUGUCAUUUGUGCAACUUUUUGCAAUUAAAACGGCCAAAUUUGGAGAGGCACUAUGUGGAGCAGCAUUUAUUGGAUCCCAAGAAUGCAGAUUUAUUGGGCUAUACAAUUACCAUGUUUGAUUGUACGGAUGUGGAGCGUGUAAGCGAAGAAGAACAAACCCGAGAGUUAAUUGCCAAGGAGGAGAAAGUAAUUGAUAUUGAAGUGAAGGAGGAGAGUAGCAAUAACAGCGAAGAAACAGAUGACUCGAAAAAGGAAAAGGAAGAUGACAGCGAGGGUAAUAAUUCGGAAAAGGAAACAGUUUCUAGUGAAAAAAUGGAAGAUACGACAUCAAAAGAUGAACCGAGUCUGGAGCAUAAUAAAGUUUCUCAAGCCGGUGAUGAUAAAACUGAGAAAAAUAAUAUGUCUAAAACAGAGAAUGUAGACAAUGGCCCGACCUUGACAGCUGACCUUGAUGAAAAAUCUAAAGAAAAAGACAUCUCAUCUGAAAGUAUCACAGAUAAAACUCCCAAGCACACUGUAGAAACCAUUUUCGAGAAGAACACAAAUGAAGAUAAAACUACUACUGAACUACUGAAAAUUGUAGAUACUUCCAAAAUCAAUAAAGACGCCGAAGGAAAUUCUAAGACACCAACACCGGAAAAAGAUGAAACACACACGCCUUCCCCUCUACCGACAACUCCAACAAGCAAUGCUUCCACUCAGGCCAAAGUUAAAGUUUUUAACAAAACCCCAUCUCCCAGAACCACUAAAGUGGCCAAGGUGUUGUCACCAACAAAAGUGCAAAUUGUCACAACUCCAAGUAGCAGUGGUGAAAUGCCAGGCAGAAUUGUGGCUUCUAUGAAAAUGGUAUUAGAUGACGGUCCUUCAGAAACUAGCUCUAAACGAACGCCCUCUAAAGAGAAUGAUGUUGAUCCUUUGCAAAGUGUCGCUGAAGAGCCUAUUUUUACACCUAACAAACCAAUCCAUAAAUUAUCCGAAAUAGUCAGCCCCUUAAAGACAAAUGAAUCACCAUCCACUGUACGCAUUGCCGCCCGAAAGUAUACCUUAAUUUUCGAUGAGAACAAUCCACAUACAUUGACAGCAUCACCCACAAAGGGGAACACCUCUUCAAAUUUUGAUUGUGAAAUAAUCAGCGAAGCUUAUGAAGCAAAAGAAAUCCAGGAUGAACUUUUGUCCUUGGCUGCCAUGGCUGCUGCUGGAGAGGAACCCGAACAGGAAAUCUGUGAUCCCAUGGAAAUGCAAGAUGAACUUUUGUCAUUGGCUGCCCAGGCGGCUGCCCAGGAAGAAGCAUCAAAUAUACAAGAUGACAAUAAUGUAUCCACCACUUCCGCAAUAGAGGAGCAGCCUGUUGCCUCAACUCAACAAUGUCCAACAAAAAUGUCUGAAAUAGUAUCGAACACCAUAGAUUUGAUAUUCCAAAGUAACAAAAGGAAAUCCGAUGAUGCUGUUACGGAAGGUCACCAAGAUCAGCAAAAUACAAAUAAAAAACAUUGUCCAUCCGCUACGAUAAACGAUAAAGAGUCCAGUGUGUUUGUAGCUUCUCCAAUUGCUGGCGAGAAGGAUUCAUCAGACAUAAAAGUUUUGGCUUCCUCAAUUGUUAGCAUUGAUAAUCAUGCAGAGGAGCAGGAAAAUACCAAACAUGUUGCUGCAACUACAUCUAUAGCUGAACGGUUAAGUCAACGACUUAAAGAUUUUGAAAAUGAGGCCAAAAACAAAGCAAAACCACCUGCCAAUGCUGAUGUAUCUCCCAAAGAUCAAAAACCAGAGGAACAAGCUGACAUAAAAGAAAAGCUCGAAGAAAAAGUCAAUAUUGUGGAAUCGUCUCAAUCCAGAGCCAGUCCAAACGUUACGGUUAUAAGUGACGAUGAAUGGGAAGAUAUUGAAGUUACAGAAUCUGCACCCAAUACCAACAGUUCCAAUCAAAAAUCCAAAAAUAAAGGUCUAUUUCAAAAGUUUGGUCUGUUCAAACCCAAUGCAAGUAAAUCGAAAAAACAUAUGGCACCCAUUAUUUUCUAUCCAAAAAAGAAACCAACCAAAGAGAAAACGGUACAGCCUCACUCCAAUUCAUCGUCUCCAAUAACAACUGGAAAAUCUAUGGAAACUGCCGCUACUUCUUCGCCUGUCACACAAUUGGGCUUUAAAUCUGUUAUCAAUAUUAUGGAUGAUCUUUUGCCAGAUUCUCCCUGCAAUGAUCCCAUUGAUUUGGUACCCGAGCUAAGGCCUUUGGAACCUUUGACCGAUCUGAAUGACAUUUCAUCCAUACUGGACUCUAAUCUCAGUGUUAUGGGUGGUGAGGCCAGUAUACAAAUCGAUGAAAGUCACACUUGCAUACAGGACGCAUUAGAUUUCAUUACGGAACAGGCAACACAAGGAAGCGAAUCUAGCACGUUACCAGAUUCCCUGGCCACUGGUGCAAAGACACCCCGCACAAAACGAAUUGAAAAUGUGGGCUACUCCAAGAAAGAUGGUGCUAUUAAAUUCUAUUGUUUGUUGGAAAAUUGUUCUUUUCUGUUUUCGAGCGAUGCUAUGGGCCUGGAGAAUCACUUCCUCUGUGAGCAUUCGCAAAUGAAGUGGAAAGGUUAUUGCGACAUAUGUCAAAGCCAGUGUUUUCCAAAUGAUCAGGAACAGACAAUAAGACAAGAAAUUAAACAUAUGGUAGACGAACAUGCAAACAAGCCACAAAUUGAGGCAAACUCUGAUUCUAGUCAGGGUUGCGCCACUACUUUGGGUGUUGAAGAAAGGCCACGCAUUAAAUUGAGACGAAUGACGGGCGAUUGUUUAUCCACUUCCAAUUCAGAAAGUCCAACACAUGGAGUCUCAGUAUCAACCCCACCAACGGCCAACGUUGAACAACCCAAUUCUCUUUUGGGCGCUUUAUUGAAUGCUAAACCUAAACCACCUACCAAAGAAAUGCCGCCACAGCCGGAGAUGCCAUUGACCGAGCCUUUGCUAAUCGAUGAUAAAAUAACAAAUGUUUGCAGUGAUUUUUUGAUAACAUCUGUUACCUCAGCUGCCCUUAUAGAGGAGAGUCCCCUUCAGAUUUCAAGCGUAGUUAGUUUAAGUGAGCAAAAUGCCGACAAGGAUGCGCCUGCUGAUUCCGCAUCCCCAUUGCCGAAGAUUUCCAAUGUCUGCACCCUCUCCGCCAAGAGUGCAGGAAAUUUGUGGGCCCAACAAAUCGAAGAAGAGAGACAAGAGCUAAUGGAUGCAGCUGCUGCCUCUUUGGAGGUAUCGAAUAUUUUGGCAAAUGCUCGGACACCUACAUAUCAAAGCCGUCAACUUCCUUCUACAGCUGAUUCACCCGAACCAAUAGUUGUGGCCGAAACUGUACCUGUUGCCCAGGCAACAACCGGUAAUUUUGUUAUAACACAAACUGUAUCCACGCAAUAUGGCGACGAUGCAUCCUCAGCGGCGGUGGGUUUCAAUAUUUCUAUAGAAGCCUCAGCAUUGACAAACACUGCGUCUGCAAACACCGCAGAAAACAUUGGACCUUCGUCGCAAACUCAGUCACCGUUGGUCGUAACUGAAUCCACACCACCUUUACAGCUACUGAGCAUACCUUCUGUGCGUCCAUCAAAUACACCGUCACUCACAUCAAGGCAAUAUAAAUGUAUGGCCAAUGGUUGUAAAUUUAGCACACGUGUCCCCGUGGCCAUGAGUGAUCAUUUACGUUUCCAUGAAAGACGUAAUCUAACAGCCCGGUGUGAUUACUUUGCUUGUGGCUUUUGUAUGUAUCAGGCCAGCGACGUAGAGGAUUAUAUGAAGCAUUGUGAUCAAUAUCACAUAAUCGGUAAAGGGAACAAACCACCGCCAGGAAGUAACGACCAAGGAAGUCCGGCAACUACAAACAUAUGUGAUAUUCUCAGUCGUAAAAUGGAAACCACAAAUGCUGCAAAUCGAAAUCUGAACUCAUUGGCCGCAGCCAAUGUGAAUUCUGCGGCAAAACAAAAGCAAAGCGAUGAAGAAUAUUUGCAAAAGUUGAGAUCCACAAUUGAGGAAAUUGUUGCGCCCACCGGACUUCCAGAUGACAAACUAUAUCGUUGUGUGGUAAAAAACUGCCGCACACAAUUAACCGAAGCUACUUUCCACAAUCACAUUAUAUUCCACAUAUCAACGUUGGGCCUUUCAAAUCCCAAUAAUUAUAUUUUCAAAUGUCCACAUUGCACGGCUCAAUAUCAUCGACCGGCUGGUAUAAAGGCUCACAUUAAAAAUCAUGCCAGAAAUCGCUAUUUCUGUUAUCUGUGUGAGGAGACCUCAGCAAACGCAGGACAAAUGCUAAAGCAUUUUUCUGAAAGACAUUGGCACACGCUGAAUUUGUUCACCAAGGAAUUGUUGAAGGCCAAAGUCGUCACUAAUCCCGAUGGCACAGAACAGAUACAGGAUUCUUGUUACUAUUUGGUUUACACACAAGAGUUGAGCGAAUCUGAGGUCAGGACAUAUGGUGAGAAGUUGAUAUUGGAAUGGCAACGUAAAAAAUCCGGCUCAAAGACCCAUUUUAAAUCCACCGAAAUCGACCUCUUGCCCAUCACACCCAUUUUCCAACGUGAAAUUAACUGUGGAGAAUGCGAAUACAAGACCAAAGUGCGCACGAAUAUGUAUCGCCAUCUGCUGAUGCACAAACAAAAUCCUAAUUUAAUCAAUAACUCAAGUGGUCAAGCAGUGGUCGCGAGUGUAGAUCCUGUUAAUCCUGUACCAUGUUUGAAUAGCAAUGAAAAGUUUUUCGAUAAAAUGACAAACCUGGCAUCGUCUUCACUGAUACCACAGAGCUCGUCGCUUUCAUCUGCUGGAUCCAAAAAUGCCUAUAAAAUUCCCCAGGCAUUUGUGGUGGAAUCGAAUCGUUUCAAGUGUGGCAUACCCGAUUGUAAUUACGUUACAAUUAGUGAAGAUAUAUUCCGUUCGCAUUUAUCCACUCUGCAUGGUGCUGUCCAAAAUUAUCGUUGUCCAUUUUGUCAAGAGGAAAUAUGCAAACGUGGCAUGGCCGUGGACCGGGUCAUUGGCCAUUUACGUUUCCACACAUCGACCAUAUACCGUUGUGAUGAAUGUAACUAUAUCCAUUAUCAGCGUUAUGUUGUUGAGCGACAUGCAAAUGAAAAGCAUGCCACUAUGAAGGUGAAUAUUAUACGGUAUGAUAGAUCGGCCGAAAAUGCGGAGGGUGUAAUGUCGAUAACACCGUUUGCAGGCAAAAAGUACAAAGAGAGCAUUGAUACAAAUCAAGCCAAUUUAACCACCUCAUCAGCGACGACACCAACAACUGCAUUACAGACUAAUGAAAACACCUCGUCCGCAUCUGCGAAAUCCUCCAAAGGCAAGUCAUGGAAUUGUGAUGUAUGCAAAUUUAAGGCCUCAACAUUGACACAAAUACAAAAUCACUGUCAAAAUGCCCAUGGACAGAGUAAUCCCUAUCAGUGCAUACAUUGCCAAUUCGGUUCACAACAACUCGUACAAGUUCUACAUCAUAUCGAUGACGUACAUGCGGGUAAGGCAAGAAAUGUUCGAAAUAUUUAUCAUCGGAAUAAUAAUGAUGCGGCGGGAGAUGCUGUCGACACCAGACCUUUGUGGCAACGUAAUGACCCAACACGCAUACGCCACAUACGCGGCAUAUUAAUGGAAGAUGAAGAGGAAUCAGAAAAACAUCGCAAAAGCUUGGGUCUAGAUAAGGUUGCCGACGAUGAGGACGACGAGGCGGAGGACGAUGAGGAAGAAACGAGCCAUAAAAACUUCAUUAAGGGUUAUGAAUUCGGUUGCCAACAUUGCCAAUAUAAAUGCGAAAAAUUCGAUAUUUUGUAUUCCGAUCAUCACCGGAAUGUCCAUAGCCUGCCAAUAGAAUCUACUAAACCAUUUAUGUUUCGGUUAUUGAAUCGUGUUUGUUGCCCGGUUUGCCGAAAAUUUACCGGCAAUUUUUACGAAAUGCAAGUUCAUUUGCUAAACGUUCAUUUCACACGCAAUUAUUAUGCGGCCGACAUAUCCAUUGCCGAAACUGAUGACAAUACCCAACGUUUAGUUUGUGGUUAUUGCACAACAUUCCACUGCUCCAAACCCGACCAACUGAUGAAACAUUUUCGCGGUAAAGAGGGACAUGCUCCGCAGGAUGUUAACAUUAAAAAUAUGGACCAUCUUGCUGAUAUUUUAAAGCUGGGUGGCAAUGAAACCUACUAUCAAUGUACCCUUUGUUUCCAGUUGUUUGGUAGUCGUGUUGCCAUAGUCCAGCAUGCAAUCACGGCGCACGCCAAUGACGAGGGCUUCUCGUUUAAGGAACUAAAUAAGGAAAUUAUCUAUCAAUGUCCGUUCUGUCAUCACAGCUCUACCACGGAAAUUGACCUAUUGCGACAUAUGACCGAUCAUUAUGGUAAUUUUAAAAGAUGCACUUUUUGCCUUGCUGAACAGGUGUCGUUUGAACGCUGUAUGCAACAUUGUUAUGCCGAACACCGUGAGGAAAUAAGCCGCUUCAAAGAAAUCUAUCCUUUGCAUACACUGGAGCAAUUUUGGGCAGAUAUGUUUGUUAUUUUUCCGAAUGGCUUGGUAAUAUCUAAGAAAAAUCUGAAAAAUACCAAAUAUGGUGAUGUAGGAAUCAUACAUAGGUUAUAUGAAGAUUUGUAUAAGAUAUCACAGCAGCCUCCCAUACCACGUUUGUCCAUAGCCCGGCUUGUGGCAAGGAAGUCCAUAGAGACUCAUCAUAAACCAAAAUCGGGAAAUUCUUCACCACAGUAUUCGGCUGCAGAGGAAGCGAAUAUUGCAGCACCGCAACCCCAGCAGCCAAAGAAAAUAGCAAAACGUCGCUGUACAGUUAUAUCAACGUCCGGUCAUUCAGAGGACAUAAAUAGUGGUGGUAAUCGUUGUGGUGUGGCACCCAAACGUAAACCCGGUUCGGUCGAGGAACAUGAAAGUUCCUCAAAUCAAUCAAGCGAAUUUAAUAUGCCAUCAACAACACAGGCUAUGCGUAUUAAGAAGCGACGUUGUACCAUUGCCUCGGACAACAAUGACAAAUUGCCAACAUCAUCAGCAUCAUCCUCGUCAUCUCCAUCUCCAUUUCCCUCACCGCAACAUUAUGCCACCGAUGAUGAGCUAGUUGUAAGCAAAAAAUCAAAACUAUCCAUUGCCCCAGCUCAGCACAACUCCCCAUCCCUAGAUUUAGAACCAUUUUCCUAUUACGGUAUUAAACCAGAAUCAAUAGAUUUAUCUAAAAUCUAUACCAAAGUAGCUAUAGGCGGUAUUAAUACACCCUUAACCUUAGAUAAGUUUAGACUGUUAUUUAAUAUUGAUUGUCGACUGAAACUUACAAAAGUCCAGUGUAAAAAGGACGAUAAUGAUAAUAACACAGUGCCGAACUAUUUGGAAUACAAACACGUUAAAAAAGCUUGUCCGGCUAGCCAUAAAAUGAAGUUUUCAUAAAGAACUGGAUCAAAAACAAACACUUUUUAUACUUUUCAAAUCGAGUCUAAAACUUUCCUGAAUUAGUUCUACACACAUUUUUUUUGGAAUUUUCUUAGAAUUUAAGACACAAAAAUUCCUAUGGAAAGGAGUUUUCUUUUUGUAGAAAAAACAAGAAAGAAACAAACCUUAGAUUUAAGAUGUUGUCUAAGAACAAGUGUAUAUAAUCAAAAUACAUACAAAUCAUUAUCGGAUUAAUAUAAUUAUACUUUUUUAAUUAUUUAGAUAAUAUUUCAGCAUUGUUUUUUACCAGAACAUACAAUUUGUUUUUGUUGGGACUGCAUAUGUUAAAAACAAGUCCUGCUUUUCAUGUUAUAGUUUUUAAGUUAUUUUUUAUUAUUAAUUUUACUCACACAAAAAAGGCAACAUGUCAUUCUUGAAUUUUUAGCAAUUAAUUUUAUAUUAAGUUUUUUUUUUAUUUAAAAAAACAUUAAUAUUUUAUUGAAAUAAAUG
Molecule: messenger RNA, 14440 nt
Organism: Musca domestica (house fly)
Lineage: Eukaryota; Metazoa; Arthropoda; Insecta; Diptera; Muscidae
Exons: 6
Coding region: 644-13948 (4434 amino acids)
Molecular function (GO): RNA polymerase II cis-regulatory region sequence-specific DNA binding; DNA-binding transcription factor activity, RNA polymerase II-specific
Source: RefSeq, a predicted model, not a curated record